Geodia barretti is the source of this 858-nucleotide messenger RNA. The record is from the annotation of a GenBank genome assembly. NCBI's taxonomy places the organism in Eukaryota, Metazoa, Porifera, Demospongiae, Tetractinellida, Geodiidae.
AUGGACGGGGACGGGGGUCUGUCACUGCUGCCACGGAGCCCGAACACGUUGAUUUCACUCGCGGGAAAGACCGCCAUCGUGUCCGGUGCGGCGCGGGGGAUCGGCGCCGCCUGCGCCCGCGCCUUCGCCGAGCACGGCGCGAAUGUGGUGCUGGGCGACGUACUCGAGGACGUGUGCGCCGAGACCGCCCGGCGCAUCGCCGCCGACACCGGCGCGGCCACGCUCGCCGUGCGCGCCGACGUGAGCGACCCGGAAGACUGCGCCGCCCUGCUCGACGCCUGCACGGACCGCUUCGGUGGCUGCGACAUCCUCCUCAACAACGCCGGGAUCAUCGUUUCGGGUUCGAUCCUGGACGCCGCCGUCGAGGACUUCGACCGGGUGCUGGCGGUGAACCUGCGCGGUUCCUUCCUGCUCGGCCGACUGGUGGCGCGGCACAUGGUGGAGUGCGGCACCAAGGGCAGCAUCAUCAACAUGUCGUCCACCAACGCCGUGGUGACGAUUCCCGAGCAGCUGGCCUACGCCGCUUCGAAGGGCGGCGUCGCGCAGAUGACCAAGGCGAUGGCGAUGGCCCUCGCGCCGCACGACAUCCGCGUCAAUGCGAUCGGUCCCGGGACGAUUCUGACCGACAUGCUCGAGGUUGUCAUCGCCAACGACGAGGCGCGCCGCACGAUCCUGUCACGCACGCCGAUGGGCCGGAUCGGCGACCCGUCCGAGGUGGCGAGCGUCGCGGUCUUCCUGGCCUCGGACUACGCGUCGUACAUCACGGGGGACACCAUCUAUCCGGACGGUGGGCGGCUGUCGCUCAACUACACCGUGCCGCUGCGUGAAGAAGGAGCGGGUGGCCCAGGGAGCCAUUGA